CACUCAAAACCUUGCACAAACAAACCACAUUUCAUUCAUUUAUAUCCCACACACUAUCAGAUAUUGUCCAAGCAAAAACUCAAAUGGCUAGCCUAUUUCAAAAAAAUCAUGCUUCCCAUUUGAUCACCUUCUCUAUCCUCAUUUCAUUCCUCACAUUUCCAACCACCGGAGAAAAUCAUGAUCGAAAAACUCUCGAAAUUGGCUCAGAAAAAAUGAGCCAUUUUCGGGUUUAUUGGCAUGACACUGUGACUGGCCCUGCACCCACUGCAGUGACCAUUGUGAAACCUUACUAUAACAAUUCAUCUACUGAAUUUGGUUUAGUUCGAAUGAUCGAUAAUCCGCUAACCGAAGGGCCGGAUGUGAAGUCGAAAUUGAUAGGAAGAGCUCAGGGGUUCUACGGAUCAGCUGCACAGGAAAAUAUUAGUCUGUUGAUGAGUAUGAAUUUCGCAUUUUUGGAGGGGAAGUAUAAUGGAAGCACCAUCACUGUUUUCGGAAGGAAUGAGGUGUUUAACAAGGUGAGGGAGAUGCCGGUGAUCGGGGGCAGUGGGCUUUUUAGAUUUGCGAGAGGAUAUGUUCAGGCAUCAACUUAUUCGUUUGAUCUCAAAUCUGGUAAUGCUGUUGUAUUGUACGAUGUUUAUGUCAUGCAUUACUGAGUGUUUGCUGCACAAACAGACGCACUUGUGCAUGUAUUCGAACUGCGGAAACAUCGUCUACGGGCGUAAAAUUUGCGUACAUUUUAUCAUUGUUAGACUAAUUUCGGGAAGAUGUUGGGAUUUUCUAUCAGGUAUCUUUUUUUUUUUUUUUUUGUCAGGAUUCUAUCAGGUAUCUUUAUUUGUUUUCAAGUUAAUAUUUUCAGAGUAUUUUCGAUAAGAAACCACUUCGUUGAGUUAUAUACUAUUUAACAGAU
This is a messenger RNA of Daucus carota subsp. sativus, 907 nucleotides long. RefSeq names its product dirigent protein 22. The transcript has a single exon. Bases 84 to 653 code for a protein of 189 amino acids. Lineage: Eukaryota; Viridiplantae; Streptophyta; Magnoliopsida; Apiales; Apiaceae. The record is from RefSeq and is a predicted model, not a curated record.